Molecule: messenger RNA, 2946 nt
Organism: Amoebophrya sp. A120
Lineage: Eukaryota; Dinophyceae; Syndiniales; Amoebophryaceae
Source: the annotation of a GenBank genome assembly
AUGGGGUUGUGCACUGUCAUAGGCUGGCGCAUGCUUGUGCAAAGUUUGCAAACGUACUCCUUGCGGUCCAAAACGAGAUGGAAAGAAGAUGCGUUCUCCCUGGUACGACUGCGUGAGUAUGUGCUUCCGGUAAGCUUAAAGGAUUUCGAUGGAAUUCGUAAAGCUCAGUUUAGUGGCGACAGAAAAGCUUCAAGGAUCCUCUCACUCUUUCCCAUUAGGUAGACAGGGGGCUGCGCAUCCUAAUAUAAACGUAGAUCAGAUCAAGCUUCACAGACGUUCAUUUCUAGUCUCGUUCCAACUCUUGAUCCUAAAUCGCGCUCUUAGCUAGGAUUCCAAUUUUGCUUUCUACCUUCCCUCCUCUCCCUUGGAGCUUUUCUACUUAGAACUGGACAUACCUCACGUAUUCCCAGAAGAUCGACGGUGGCCCACUUCUUGGGAAAGUGCCUCAAACUCAGCGCUCUGUCUUCGUUCGCGUCUUAUUUCUUUCGAUGUUCUGAGAAAGAUCCGAAGACACAAAGGAUACACACUGAUCCCGCUGGGCCUCCGUCGACACGGAUACGCGCAGGGCAGGAGCAAAGUACGACCCUCGAAAUUUUCGGAGCGAUAAAAAGACGACCGCGCCGGACGAGACCACGUUGGAGGUGCCUCAAGACGUCGCCCACAACCCAUUCUACCGUGGGCCAGUUCGGACUUGCCAUACGCCGAAGACGGCGUUGGCCGUGACCGCCCCCGAAGCGUUGGCCGUGACCGCCGGAGACGGCGUUGGCCGUCGGGUUUUCGUUUCCAAACAGGAAAAUCUGGGCAAGAGAAUCAAGGACAACGCGAGCAAUGCAUGGAAAAAAACGAAGGAGAUCUUGAAAACCAAAACCGCGAAGAUCGUUGGGGCGGCUGUCGGAGCGGCUGCCGGAGCGGGGCUCCUGACGGUGGGGGCUGUUCGGCACUUGCGCAAGAAACGCAGCGCAGGCGCAGGCGCCGGCGCCACUGCGACGACCGAGGACCCGGCGACGACCGGGCCCGGGAGCUUUCUGCAAGAACAAGCAGAAAAAGAAGGCGACAGCUUUCAUCUGCACGAAUACGAUGCCGCGGCUACGCCGGCGCCGGCUCUGGUGCUCGCCAAGGAGGAUGUCGCGGCCGUCUCCGAUGGCGACGUGCCGGCGACCGCCUUGUAGGUGACAGCAACUAGUACAUCAAGGCGGCGUGUACUUUCAAGCCGCAACAUAGCAAGCGGCUAAUAAAUAUGAAUAUGUCACUUAAGUUUCGUUCUCUUUGUCGUGUCGUCGCUCGGCGUUGAUGAAGAAGAGGACCACGACCAAAAACAUAUAUGCGAGGAGAACGAGAAGUCGUUUAUAUAAAUAUAAAUAAUGUCGCGAGGGUGGUCGGACUCGUACAUCAUCAACAUGAACUCUACACAUAUUCUUGAGACUCUAUCGGCGCCAGCGCGUGAAGUAUUCCACUCACCCGACAAUUAUUGCGCAGAAGUGUAGUGGUCUACAACUUGUUACAAAGAGAGUAGUGCCAUGAUCUCAGCGUUCUCGAUAAUAAGUAAUAGCUAUAUAUAUCAAGCACGUAGAACUACAGCGCCGAACUUCUAUCUCCAAGAACUCCGCACAGAUGAAUAGCGAUAGCAUCGAACAGAAUACACUCUUCACCAUCAAGCACGUAGAAGGAAGAAAAAAGCCAAGUUACCUUUCACCCGUACAAGAUUCAGACCUCACGCACCAACAAGAAGCUGCGCCGCGCUACUUCCGUGGUGCAGCUGCAGGAGCCACGACCGUGGAUGACGAGGUGGAUAAAAAGAAAAUACUAGGACGAUCGUCGCACGACACAGGAGUGACCACAGCGCGAUGAACUUGAACAAGACGUCUUGUCCUAACUUGUGCGCCGACUGAGCAGCAGGACUCCGCGUGACUGCCUCAGUUUGUUUUUUUAUCUUUUGUUGACUGGUAUAGAGCUGCGGGGGAACUACACGCACAGUAUUUUUUAUGGAAGCGUCAGGAUCGAAAUCAACAAAAUCGAAAUAAUUUGUGAUGCAUAAAAUCGAUACCAGUUGGAGCCUCAGUUUCCAAGUGUUGCAUGACAAAUUUUGGGAGCACCAAGACCCAGUCUGUCAUGCUGCUUUUUAGGCCAAGAAGACUGCGCCUGGCAUGCUACUCUGGUAGUACAUGUUUAGGGCUAAACAGGCUUGCAAUCGGUCUCAUUUGCCCCCUCUCCAACACAGGCCUUACGGGCCUUGCAUUUUAUGCAUUACAAAUGUUUCGAUUUUGUCGAUUUCGAUCCUGACACUCCCAUAUUUUUGGUGGUGGGCAGCUCGUCCGCCGGAUGACAAACGCAACGCCAGCUCCUUAUGGCGUUCUCAACUGUUACAUUCUUCACUGUUCUUGCAUGAAUUUGUCAUGCAAGAAUGGCAAAAAUGAAAGCAAAGGAGGGAGCUUGCGCGUCUUGCAUGACAGAUGUGGUACAGAUUUAGACGCUGUUUAGCCAUUCGAGAACUUGUCAUGCGAAGCAGCUUGAUUGUCUGGUGGCUCAAGGUCAUUUUGCAUGACAAAUCAUGUAACAGUUGAGAAUGUAACACUUGAGAGCGCCAUACUCCUCUAGUGUAGUUGUCACGCCACUUAAAAAUUAUAUCUCGAAGAUGAAGCCCAAGCUUCACAAUUAAGUAUGAAGAGCACUACAUCACAAUUUUGUAUACUGGCCAGCUGUGAUGUGUCGGCGCUUUCAUCAUACAUUUUGCGCCGGCGCCGCUCAGCAGCGGCCAGCUUCUGCGUUACGAAUCUUCGACUCUCUUCACGACAGAGCAGAUCGGGAGCUACAGUUUCACCCGAAAACAAUAUAUAAAAACGAUCCCGAAAGUAAGUAGAAGUAUCUACUUACUUGUAUGCUCGGGCUGUGUCUUUAAUUUGAAGAGUUGAAGUAAAAUCAUAUCAAUCUCUAUCCGGCAAGGUGGAG